This is a messenger RNA of Funneliformis geosporum, 744 nucleotides long. Lineage: Eukaryota; Fungi; Glomeromycota; Glomeromycetes; Glomerales; Glomeraceae. The record is from the annotation of a GenBank genome assembly.
AUGCCUAAAACUAUAAAGCAAAAAAAUAACUAUCGCGUUAUUGAUUCAUACUGUAUAUCGAUUCUAAGUUUAAUAGAGUUGGCGACGAUAAUUAUAAUUACGUUCUCAAAUCGACGUUCCCUUCUACCUGAAAUUGUAAUUGCUAUUAAAGCACCUAGCAAUAAUAAAAAAGCAAAACCAUUUCCAAAUGCUUUUAUCACGUAUAAAAAAGCAUUAAUUAAAGAGAAUCGUAUUAGAAACAUUAAAUUACCUCCAAUGGGCCAACUUUCUAAAAUCGUAUCUCUUUAUUUGAAUGAAGAACCAGAAAACGUAAAGGAAUUUUACAGAAGUAUAUCCGAGAAAGCUAAAUCUUUGUAUAAGCAAAAUGAAAUUCAAAUCGUAUUUGAUAAACAUAUGAAUGAAGUUGAUAGUGACCAAAGAGGUACACAUUUAGCACAUUUAGCUGCGAUGGAUCUAAUUCUUGCGGCACAUAUGAAUUAUGCCAAUAAUACUCAAACUAAAGAAGUUGAGGAUAUGAUCCAUGCGCCAAAUUCAUCAAGUGGAUAUCUUACGAUUGAGGACUCUACCAUCGGUGUUAUGACUCCUUGUUAUGAUAACGGUACGACUAGCAUUUCUCAUGUUGAAAAUUGUCCCAAACAUAACUUUUUAGGAGAUCCUAACGAUCAAGAGUAUAAGCAAAUGCUGAUGCAAAUUAAUAUCAAUUUAUUUAUACACGACUUACGUCAAAAUUAUUUAUAUAACUAA